CUAAAUUUAGGAUUGACCUAAAUUUUAAAACCGACGACACACAGACAGACUAGAAGUUUAGCUGGUACUGACGUGAAAGCGGACAAUAAAGCUUUCAACAUGGCUGUAAAUGUGUACAACACAAGUGCCACAGCGGAAAACUUGAGUCGGCAUGACAUCAUUGGUUGGGUCAAUGACACUUUACAAGCUAACUACACAAAAAUUGAGGAGCUAUGUUCAGGUAGUUCAUAUUGCCAGUUUAUGGACAUGAUGUUUCCAGGCACUAUUCUCUUGAAGAAAGUCAAAUACAACACCAAAUUAGAACAUGAAGCCAUUCAGAAUUUCAAGCUGCUGCAAGGGAGUUUUAAGAAGAAUGGUGUCGACAAGAUUGUUCCUGUAGAUCGAUUGGUGAAAGGAAAAUUCCAGGAUAACUUUGAAUUUGUUCAAUGGUUCAAAAAGUUUUUUGAUGCAAAUUUUGACAUGCGUGAUUACGAUCCCGUCCAUGCUAGAGGCGGUGAAUCUCUUGGAAGUGGGCCAAAGGGCAGUGCCUUUAACAAACCCCGGGUUACCAAACAGUCCCCAACAGUCAAGACAGCCAAGCCAAUGACGGAAACAACAAAAAGGGUGGCUCCACCUGCAGCCAGGCCCUCUGCGAACAAUCAUGCUAGCAGCAAAGACAACAAAGAUAACAAGAUUGCUGAUUUGGAGGCAAAUAUUUCGGAACUCCGACUCACCGUGGAAGGUCUGGAGAAGGAGAGGGAUUUCUAUUUCGCCAAGCUGCGCGACAUUGAGAUCAUCUGCCAAGACCAUAUUGAUGAUGAUCCAGUUAUUAAGUCAAUUUCUGAGAUCUUGUAUGCAACAGAGUGAGAAGUUGCUGGUGUAGGAAGCGGACGGCUUUGCACCCCCAGAGGAGGGUCAGGACGAUGGCUUGGUUGACCCUGAAGAUGAAGAGUACUGAAGCAAUAUGAUGAUACAUACACACACCCACACGUCUGUGACACACAAACUGACUAUUUCCUCCCAGUCGCCAAUCUAUUGAACUAUUACACGGACAGGCUGACGAACAAACUUGCUACUCACAGAUACCUGGGCUGCUUUACCAGGGCAACACAUGACCUGCUUUCUAUAGUGCUCAAUGCUGAUGCUGCUGUGUCAUCUAGACAGCAGCCUGUGUUGGCCUGAACGCCCGAUGGCCUGAUGCCAACCUUUGCCUUCAUCCUGCAAAUUGUAUCUAUGGACAGAUUAAUACUGUUUUUGUGUUGGACACUAACCUGUACGCAAAUUUCACAAAUGUGUUACUGGAUACUUUCUGCUGACAGAAGAUAUGGAAGAGAAGAACUGUGAUCUCAGUGCUUGUUACGAGUAGGUGUAGGUGUGGUAGCAUGUCCAUAGGCACUUCACGUGGAGUGCUCCAGUGUGGGACGGCUAUUGAGUGUCAUUGUCUGCAUGUAAAUAGGUUUACCUGGUUUGCAUGUUCAAGUAAAGAGCUUACAGCCUUAAAGACUAGACUGGUUAGAUUGGCCUGCUGUAACACAAUUCUUUCUUUGUGAUCCCAGUGCUUACUGUUACAUAUGUUAUUGUUACACCUUGCACUUGUUAAGGAAAUUCGACAAGCCUUUCUUGAUGAUGUUCUUAUGGCUGAAAAUGACAACAGAAACUCUUGUGCUGAUGCCAAGAUACUGUCAUUCAACUGCCUUCAGCCGUUGUUCAAGGAUUGCUUGGGGUAUUUUCAUAUUAUUUUUAAGUAACAUGAGUCAUGUGUUCAAUAAAAUGUAAGAAGAAAUUAAUUUAAGAGAUUAAUUAACCUCUUUAACUAGUAUCAUUCUGAGGCUAACCUUCAAAGCAAAAUCAUUUUUAAUGUAAUCCUGAUAUGUAUGCAGCUUGUCUAGCAGUUGAACACAUCUUCAUCUAUCCUGUCUAAUGGCAAGGGAUUCCUUGCUUGCACUGUUCAUCAUUAGGGACAUGGUCACUGUAAGCACCUGUACCAAAAUAAAGGCUAGUCAGUACCAGAUACUUCAAACAGCUCUCUGAGAUAGUCACCAGUGCUUCUUCAAAUGGGUGCUUGUGCUGUAGUUCGUGUCACAAGGUACCAGCCCCGGCUGGUGUGUUUUGUACCUCAUCUUCAGUGUGAAGACUAAGCAGUGUGUACCCACCAGGCAGUGUUGGAGACGGUAUCCAGUCUGCGUUGUGAAGCCGGUUCCACUCAACAGUAGUUGGCUGCUUGUAUUGCUGAAUUCAGUGACAAAUCAAUGUUGCAUUCAACCAAAGUUGUAUAAAAUUUUUGUAUACCAACUCUUGCUCAUAGUGUGUCCUGGCCUCAUUCAGGUACUGUAGUUCACCGACUAGUUUUUUUUUUACUGUGUGGAUGAUACUUUCCUUUUCCGUUCUCAACACAUGAGCCUCACUCAAAAAUACCAAACUACAACAAAAUGCAUUUAGUAUGGAGUUUUUUCUCAGGUUGAAUCCUAUUUGGAUAUUUGUCUCCUGAAAAUGUAAAACUGAAGUGUCAUUGAUUCUAACAACUUUCGAAAAUGUUAAUACUUCAUUCUCUGAUGAGUGAUUAAAGCAAACAUUAUUAGGGCUAGCUGGAGGACAAUGAAUCUUUCCACCAAACAGAGACCAGAUGGAACAAUUAGGGAUGUCAUAUUAACCAUGUUUGGCAAGGUAUGUAAUAGUGUCUAUGGGUUAAAGAAAUGUAACUGGUUAUCAAUUAUCAAUAAAGUUCCCAACUAAUCCCAUUAUUGAUGUUUGGUGGAAGUUGAGUGUGGUCAUUGAGUUGCAGUCUUGCCAUCUGGUCCAGAUUCUCUGUGACACGCCCACACUCGUGUGACAUGAGGUUAUGACUAUAUCACUAUCUGUUACCUGUAUUUGUGUGUAUUUCACUUGUCCUAUGGAAUGUAUCUGUGGUUUAUAUACAGUGUAUAAAACAUUUUAGAAAGGGAAUGGCAUAACCUGCUUUAAACUGGAAGUAGAUACUGCAUCUAAACAAUGUUUAUACUGGGCAGUUGGAUGGUAUGGAGAGGGCGGGAGAGCUGCCAACUUUCGUAACCCACUCGUAUGACAAUUCUAUUGUAAGCUGUUGUUUUAGUUGCUUCAGCAGCCCAUCCUGUUGAUUUUACUCUGUCAGUGCUGGGAGAAUGAGCUGUAUAUUUUAAUGUAUGUGAUUUGUUUGGGUAUCUUUACCAUUGACAUUUGAAUGGUCUCAAUCUACACGAGACAAGCUGCUACACUUGUGACUAAUUUAGCCAUCAAACUCUUUCUUUCUUCCACGCUCUCCUCCUAUUUUGCUGCCUGUUUGUAGUUCUCCAUUUUGCAGAUGAUAAUGCCUGGUUACUGAACUUUGUAUAUUUAUUUUCCUAUUCACUGUUAUAUAUUCUGAACAAUUCAGUGCUUGUAGCAAAAUUUGAAACUGUAACAUUCAUUAAAUUUGAUUCAAUGAAA
This is a messenger RNA of Haliotis rufescens (red abalone), 3420 nucleotides long. Its product is annotated as microtubule-associated protein RP/EB family member 1-like. Gene Ontology annotation, cellular component: cytoplasmic microtubule; spindle midzone; microtubule organizing center. Bases 100 to 846 code for a protein of 248 amino acids. NCBI's taxonomy places the organism in Eukaryota, Metazoa, Mollusca, Gastropoda, Lepetellida, Haliotidae. The transcript is spliced from 9 exons. Gene Ontology annotation, biological process: spindle assembly; regulation of microtubule polymerization or depolymerization; protein localization to microtubule plus-end. The record is from RefSeq and is a predicted model, not a curated record. Gene Ontology annotation, molecular function: microtubule plus-end binding.